AUGCACCUCCCUCGCCAGCUGCUGCACAAUUUUCCCCACCCGCGCAUGAUCGGCCGCCAGGCAGAGGAAGGGGUCAUCGCCCUGCUCCGGGUGGACGCGCAGUGGCAGCGCCGUGCGGUCCUGCAUCUGGCCGCCCUGCGGCCCACUCCGAUCCCACGUAUAGAUGCCGACCCUGGAGCCCCUGGCGAGGAAGAACGCCCGACACGUGCGGUGCGCCUCGUCCGUCAUCCCCAGCUGGGUGACGAUUUCGCGGCACUCGUCCAGCGACGGGUCCGGGUGCUCCUUGUCGCCCCAGGUGCAGAAGACUCGGAUGAAUGGGUAUCGGACGAGUUCCUUCACCGGCUCCUCCUCCUCCUCUCCCCCUUCGUGUUUUAUGCGUGGCUCCUCCUCCUUGUGGAUGAGGGUGGUGCUGCUCCGAAUGAGACGAUCCAGAGCCCUCGCGCGCUCCGGGAAGGCCUCACGCACCAGCCUCGAAGAGUUCCCGGGGAUCAGAUCGAUCACCACGAGCGCGCAGUCUGUCAGCGGCCAGAGGGGCCUCCCGACACACUCCGAGAGGCGGAGAUACCGGACGACGCCGGUCAAGGGGUACCGCGCGUUGUAGAUCUCCGCCGCCACCACGUUCGCGGGCAGGGUGUCAUCGAGGUUGUCGGGGAGGGUCUCUCCGUCGCCGGCGAGGCCGAACGUGUCGCUGAGCAGCCGCCCCCAGAGGUCCAGGGAAUGCCCGGGCCGAGGUAUCCACCACUCCUUCUGCUGGUUUGCCUUGGCCUUCAGGAUUUCCUCCCGGAGGGGUUCGUCGUCCCAAUAGUUCCCGGACUUGGACUCCGCGACGCAUUCGCAGCGGUUGGGGACCGUGCGUACUUCGGUGUAUGGGGAUGUGGACAGGGCAGCUUUGGUGGACGAAAUUGUGGGUGUCCUUCUCUGUAUAGGGGGUCGAAAUGCACAACUGAUCCUAAACAUCUUGGACCUGAAGGGUCUCGAAAGGGAAUCCCUUGGAGCUCCUCGGUUGAAAAGUCGAGAACAUCAAAGCGAGGCGAUCAUGAUCGUUGCGAUGGUCAUGAAAGACGUGUCGGGAAUUAUCUUCGAUGCUUUGUCGUAGCACCGACUGUGUUGCAAGCAUUCAUUGAGGGGUCAGGUCGUCUCCACGGUCGCGACUUCGACACGAAGGGUUGGUUUGACCAGCUGGAACGAUGA
Molecule: messenger RNA, 1191 nt
Organism: Aspergillus aculeatinus CBS 121060
Lineage: Eukaryota; Fungi; Ascomycota; Eurotiomycetes; Eurotiales; Aspergillaceae
Exons: 2
Coding region: 1-1191 (396 amino acids)
Source: RefSeq, a predicted model, not a curated record